Messenger RNA from Culex quinquefasciatus (southern house mosquito), 1363 nucleotides. RefSeq names its product ornithine decarboxylase 1. Gene Ontology annotation, cellular component: cytoplasm. The coding region runs from base 13 to 1329 and encodes 438 amino acids. The transcript has 3 exons. The record is from RefSeq and is a predicted model, not a curated record. Gene Ontology annotation, molecular function: ornithine decarboxylase activity. NCBI's taxonomy places the organism in Eukaryota, Metazoa, Arthropoda, Insecta, Diptera, Culicidae.
GCUUAGUUCAACAUGGACCUGCUAAGCGUACUGAAGUGCCGGCUGGAAGUCGUAGACGAUGAAGUCUCAUCACGGGACCUGGUCAACCGGCUGGUUGCGUUGGGUCCCCAAGAGGAACCUCUGCAUCUGAUCGAGCUGGACACGCUAAUGAAGCGACACUACCAGUGGCUACGUCAUCUGCCGCGAGUACGCCCGUUCUACGCCAUCAAAAGCAACGACGAUGCGGCGUUGGUUGAAACUGCAAUUUUACUUGGCUGUGGCUUCGAUUGCGCCUCCAAGGCUGAAGUUCAUCGAGUGCUAGGGUUUGGGGUGGAUCGGGAGCGGAUCAUCUUUGCGCAACCGGCGAAGACCAUCGAGUCGUUGCGGUACGCCAGGGAGAAGAACAUUCGGACUGUGUUUGAUAGUGAGUUCGAGCUUAGGAAGCUUCACGAGCACUAUCCGGAAGCUGAAGUACUCAUACGCUAUCGAUUCGACUCUAGAAAUGCCAGAGUGAAUUUGGGAAACAAGUUUGGUUGUGAUCCUGGCCAAGAAGCUCGCGUAUUGCUCCAGCUAGCCAAAGACCUCGGUAUCAAGGUGGUCGGAUGGUGUUUCAACGUAGGUUCCGCUUGUUCCGAUGCAGAAAUUUUCUACGAUGCGAUUCGCAAAGGUCGUGAAAUAUCAGACUACGCCGCCACGCUUGGAUUUCAUUUCAACUAUAUUGACUUGGGAGGAGGAUUCUCCGGUGAUAAGGACGUAUCAAUUGAAAAGUAUUCAGUUCAUAUCAACAAAGCGCUGGAUGAAUUCUAUCCAGAUGAUAAGGGGUUGACAAUAAUUGCCGAACCUGGCAGAUACUACAGCGCAGCAGCUGUAACUUCGGUUAUUCCGGUCCAUGGCAAACGUGUCUUCCGGGAUGCAACUGAUCAAAAUAAAAUCGAUAAAGUCUUCUACUACUUCAACGAUGGAAUCUACGGAACCUUCAUCAGUGCCAAGUAUCGCAACCAACCGGUGAAUCCCAUAAUCUGGAAGAAACGCGGCGAUUGUGGACCGGCGUACAGUUCGACCUUGUUCGGGCCGACUUGCGACGGAAGUGACUUCUUUGCCAGUGACAUUCAGCUGCCGGAGCUUGACAUAUCGGACUUUGUGGUGUUCGAGAACCAGGGAGCAUACGCUAGGGUGCACUCGUGCAGAUUCAACGGAUUCUGCCUGCCGAAAGGUGUCAUUUUCAUCCGACGUAGUGCCAUGGAUCUUCUGUACGAGGUGUUCGACGUGGACAAUCCAGACCAGAUUGUUUUGAAAUCAAAGUUUUUACAGGAAAACAACGUUAUCGAGAAGCUCAAAUUUGUAUGUUGACAGGUAAUGAAACCAAUUAAAUAAAUUCUGUUUU